This is a messenger RNA of Rotaria sp. Silwood2, 2190 nucleotides long. The record is from the annotation of a GenBank genome assembly. NCBI's taxonomy places the organism in Eukaryota, Metazoa, Rotifera, Eurotatoria, Philodinida, Philodinidae.
AUGUCGGACGAAUUUAGCAAUUUUACUACUAUUAGCUGUCAAAAAUUUAAAUGUUCAGCUCGCGGUCUUCUAUUGCCGUUUGGUAUUGAAGCAUGCAUGUCAAUACGAGUACGAGCAGUAUUAUAUUUUAUUUUUUUACUUUAUCUUUUUCUUGGUAUUGCUAUUAUUGCCGAUAUAUUUAUGUCUUCAAUUGAAACUAUAACAUCAAGAAGACGAAAAAUACGUUAUCCAGAUCCAGGAGAAAAGGAUAAAUAUUUAACUGUUGAAGUUCGAAUAUGGAAUGAUACAGUUGCAAAUUUGACAUUAAUGGCCCUUGGUUCAAGUUCACCUGAAAUUCUUUUAUCAAUUAUAGAAAUAAUUGGUAAUCGUUUUGAAGCUGGAGAACUUGGUCCUGGAACUACACCACCGGACCAUGAUGAAACUGGCAGCCCACGUAGUUUUCGUAAAGAUGAACUUCUUCAAUUUUUACGUGAUCUUGGUCAAACAACAAAUUUAUCAUUAGAAGAUAAAGCACAAUUAUUUGCAGCCAAAUUAAGUGAAAGUAUGCACCGAUCACGUAUGCAAUAUCGAAUUCAAGGUGCUCGAAUGCUCACCGGUGGCAAAUCUUUAUUUCUUAAUUUGCCUGACAAACUUCAAGAGAUUUACGAACGAGCUGUCAAACCACAGCCGUUUGAUGGGUGUUUUUCGGCUGACCAUCCAUUUGGUGGUCGAAAGGCAACAUUAUCAAAGAUAGAAAUAAAUGAUGAUCCACGUAUGGCUGUACUUGAGUUUGCUUCAUCCAGUUAUGCUGUACUUGAACGUGAACAGCGUGUAACUAUCGAAGUUGUCAGAUACGGUUUAACGAAUUCCGUUAUUCAUUUUCGACUUGAUACAAUUGAUGGUACGGCAACAGCUGGUGAAGAUUACGUUAAAUUAUCUGAAGAAUUUAAAAUGGAGCGUGGUCAACAAGAAAAACGAAUUACAAUACAUGUUAUUGAUGAUAAUCAAUGGGAACCAGAUGAAACAUUUUUUGUUAAAUUAUCAUUACCUGAAGGUGAAGAAUCUCGUGCAAAAUUAGGUUCAAAAACAAUUGCACUCGUAACAAUUAUCAAUGAUGAUGAACCGGGUUUUAUUGGAUUUGAAGAAUCAAUUACAUUAGUUAAAGAAAGUGUUGGUAAAGUAGAAAUCAAACUCCUUCGUGUCAAUGGUGCCGAUGGACGUGUCAGUGUACAUUAUCGAACAAAAGAUAUUGAUGCUGUCGCAACAAGAGAUUAUGAACCUGCACAAAGUGAAAUUAUAUUUGAACAUGGUGAAAUAUCAAAAAUAAUUGCUAUACCAAUUAUGAAUGAUCUUGAAGCAGAAAAAGAUGAAAGUUUUGCUGUUGAAUUGUAUGAUCCAACGGGUGGUGCACAAUUAGGCAAGCAUACAAAAACUGUUGUUACAAUUAUAAAUGAUGAUGAUUAUAAAACAAUGGCAAAUCGAAUGGCAUCACUUGUUCAAGUUGAUAUGGAUAAAUUAAGUGUAACAAAAACAUCAUGGGGUCAACAAUUUCGUGAUGCUUUGAAUGUCAAUGGAGGUGAUUUAGAAACAGCUAAAAUGGGUCAUUAUAUUGGUCAUGCACUUGCAUUUUUUUGGAAGGUGCUUUUCGCUUUUGUACCGCCUACAGCAAUAGCUGGUGGUUGGUUAACAUUUUUUGUGUCACUUCUAUUCAUUGCUCUUCUAACAGCUGUUGUUGGUGAUGUAGCUGCUAUAUUUGGUUGUCUAGUUGAAUUAAAAGAUAGUAUAACAGCUAUAUCAUUUGUUGCACUUGGAACAUCAUUACCUGAUACAUUUGCAUCAAUGAUUGCUGCAAAAAAUUCUAAAACUGCUGAUGAUGCUAUUGGUAAUGUAACUGGAUCAAAUAGUGUUAAUGUAUUUCUUGGUCUUGGACUUCCAUGGCUUAUUGCUGCUACCUAUUGGGAGUCAAAGAAUCUUCCGUUUACGGUCAAAGCUGGCGAUCUAUCAUUUAGUGUAUUAGUCUUUUCUGUUUGUUGUGUACUUUCUAUGUCUGUACUUAUUCUUCGUCGAUAUUUAGGUGUAUUUGGCAAGGCAGAACUAGGUGGACCAGCAAUACCAAAAUAUUUAUGUUCAAUCUUUUUUAUUCUUCUUUGGAUUGGAUAUCUAACAUUAUCUGGACUUCAAGCUUAUGGACAUAUUAAAUGGCAGAGUUAA